GUCCUCCUGGCAGCCAUCAUGAAGGGUACAGUCUCAAUCUGCUGUUUCCUCACCCUGCUGAUUUUGCAGGCCACAGCAGAGGAGGAAGAGUUCAGUUCCACCCUGAGAGACAGAUCUCACAUCGAUGAAACUCUGCGGCUUGCAUCAGAGGAAAAAGCAGCAGAUUUUGCAGCGGCCAUACAGAAGUUGCGGAAGAUCUACCACACGUCCAUCAAGCCCAUGGAACAGGCUUAUAGGUACAAUGAGCUGAGGCAGCAUGAGAUCUCAGCAUACCCCGGACGAACCCUGGGGGACUCAGCCACAGAUGGUGAGAUUACUUCCAAGCCCAUGGUGCUGUUCCUUGGACCCUGGAGUGUUGGAAAGUCCUCCAUGAUCAAUUACCUCCUGGGCUUAAGUGACAGCCCAUAUCAGCUCUACACAGGGGCUGAGCCCACUACCUCUGAGUUUACGGUUAUCACGCACGGGGAAAAAAUACGCUCCAUUGAGGGUAUUGUUAUGGCAGCAGACAGCUCUCGCUCCUUCUCUCCUCUGGAAAAGUUUGGCCAAAACUUCCUGGAAAAGCUGAUUGGUAUUGAGAUGCCUCACAAACUGCUGGAGCGUGUGACGUUUGUGGACACUCCAGGAAUUAUUGAGAACCGAAAGCAGCAGGAGAGAGGUUACCCUUUCAAUGAUGUUUGCCAGUGGUUCAUAGACCGUGCAGAUCUGAUCUUUGUGGUUUUUGACCCCACCAAGCUCGACGUCGGCCUAGAACUGGAGAUGCUUUUCCGCCAGUUAAAAGGCCGCGAGUCGCAGAUCCGCAUCAUCCUGAACAAGGCUGACAACUUGGCUACCCAGGACUUAAUGAGAGUCUAUGGAGCCCUGUUUUGGAGCUUAGCCCCUCUUAUCAAUGUAACUGAACCUCCCCGAGUCUACGUCAGCUCCUUCUGGCCAUACGAUUAUGCACCUGACACCAGCCGUGAACUCUUCAAGCGUGAAGAAAUCUCCCUCCUGGAAGACCUCAAUCAGGUGAUUGAGAAUCGAAUGGAGAACAAGAUUGCCUUCAUCCGCCAACAUGCCAUCCGUGUACGCAUUCAUGCCCUGCUGGUGGACCGCUAUGUCCAGACCUUUAAAGAAAAGAUGAGCUUCUUCAGUGACCCUGAGCUCGUCUUUCAGGAGAUUGUGGACGACCCUGACAAGUUCUAUAUCUUUAAAUCUAUCCUGGCCAAGACCAACGUCAGCAAGUUUGACCUACCUAACCGAGAUGCUUACCGCGACUUCUUCGGCAUCAACCCAAUCACCAACUUCAAGCCACUGUCAGCCCAGUGCUCUUACAUCGGAGGCUGCCUGUUGGAAAAGAUCGAGAAGGCAAUCACCAAUGAACUGCCGGCUCUUCUGAGCAGCAUCAACUCUGGCAAACAGCCUGGCCUGUCAUCCUGCGAGGCAACCGGGUGUGGUGAGAAGCCAAAGAAUCGUUACCGAAAGAAUUGAGGCACGUAAAAAUAACUUAUGUGGAGUGAGUGAGGAGAGCGAAGGAGAAGAGAAAAGGUCAAUCCUGUUUUUGUCAGGACGUUUGUAUUUUUAGGGAGACAGAACAAAGAAGAGCAUUAGUAUUUUAAUUAUUAAUAAUAUUAUUUUCUAAGGAGAAUGGGGAGAAAGAUGCAUUUGGAGACUUUGAGAAUGAUCCAGAUAGUGUUCAAAUAAGGCAGCUUAAGGACAAAAAGUGCUGAAGAAAAGAGAAGAUGCCACUGUUCACAGAGUUUUGAUACACUCUCCUCUCUCCUUGCACAAUCACACUGGACUGUCUCAACUGUGGGAUUGGGGAACUACUGAUGUGAAGAAAACCAGAAAUGGCAAUGAAAUUGACAAGAUCAAACAAAAAUGGUGAACCAUGAGGAGACUGAAAAAAAGGCAAAAUACCAACUCCCUUGUAACAAAAACAAGAAAAAUGGAGACAGAAAUUCAUUGCAGCAGGUCAAUUCCAAAAGCUUCAGAAGUUGUUCUUGAAGUUGUCUUUUUGUGGGUGCUAUACAAAGGCUUUACAUUUGGCUCAUCAUUCAAAUCGUUUGCUUUUGAAAUAGAUUGUCUUUGCAUGCUAGAUGUCACAUUUAUUUAAACAGUUGCAUGGGUUUUUCUUCUAUCAUAAACAUAAAACAAAAAGAAAUCACCUUACAGUGUUUUUCAACAUGUGAACCAAUCCAGGCUUUUUUCUCUUGUUACAUUUGAAGUUUUGGUUGUUGACAACCUGUGAAACAGGCAGAGGUCAGGGUUCAAGCGUAAGUCUUCAGAGCAGAGAGGACUUGUUCAUUCUGCCUCAGUUCUUAACUCUUCUUCCUGUUUUUGUAUGAGUCUAUACAUUUGCCACUCUUUGGCAGAAAUCCAUUACUGUGUAUUUUUUUAUGUUUCUUUCAGUAAUAAGCUGCCCUGCACAACUCUUUUCAGCCGAGCGACCAUAAAAAGAAACUUAAUAAAAUGCUUGAGUUACAGCUGUCUUUUUGUAUUACCUCUGCCAUUUUUUUGUGAGUUAAAGAGUUUUUUUUCUGUGUAACUUUACAAAUGGAUGUUAAAUUGUGUGAACUGAAAAAUCCAGUUUUGAAUCACUGCAAAACAGUAAGAGUGGAUGGUUGUCAGUGUGGAUAGAAGGACUCACAAUUUGACCCCUGACCUCUACAAAAGCAUUGCUUUCAAGUUUUGUAGAAAAUUUAAUUUGCAAAGCUUCAAAUGUUCAUGCUCAUGUUUAAAAUACAGUGUCAUUGUUUGACACUGGAUUUUUAAAUGGUCAAACACGUCUUUAAGAAAUCUGCUAAACAGCCUGCAGAGACAUGUAUUAUUUUAUUAUUUCAUUUUGUGAAAGGUGUUUUGUGUUUUUCAAUUAAUAAAAAACACAUUAAUGAGA
Molecule: messenger RNA, 2872 nt
Organism: Austrofundulus limnaeus
Lineage: Eukaryota; Metazoa; Chordata; Actinopteri; Cyprinodontiformes; Rivulidae
Gene: srlb
Product: sarcalumenin
Exons: 7
Coding region: 19-1467 (482 amino acids)
Molecular function (GO): GTP binding
Source: RefSeq, a predicted model, not a curated record